Messenger RNA from Nematolebias whitei (Rio pearlfish), 2690 nucleotides. RefSeq names its product bromodomain containing 2b (gene brd2b). Gene Ontology annotation, cellular component: chromatin; nucleus. The transcript has 12 exons. Gene Ontology annotation, biological process: chromatin remodeling; regulation of DNA-templated transcription. The record is from RefSeq and is a predicted model, not a curated record. Bases 59 to 2554 code for a protein of 831 amino acids. NCBI's taxonomy places the organism in Eukaryota, Metazoa, Chordata, Actinopteri, Cyprinodontiformes, Rivulidae.
UCGUAUGAAGUGACAGCGCGGAAGAAAAGGAAACAUUUGGCUGCCAACUCUCAGCCCAAUGGAAGCUGCAAUCAAUCCACACCACGACAGCGCCCUGGUUGGGUUGUCCAGUGGAAUGAUGAGCCAGCACUCCAGCUCAGGCAAACGCAUUCGCAAACCCUCCCUGUUGUACGAGGACUUUGAGAGCCCGUCACUGCCGCAUACCAUGCCCCAAGCAUCCCCUGCCCCUCCGCAGCCCCCAGUAAAGGAUCCCGUCCAUCCAGGCCGCAUGACGAACCAGCUGCAGUACCUCCAGAAAACCCUGACAAAGUUUCUGUGGAAGCACCACUUCUCCUGGCCUUUCCGCGAGCCUGUGGACGCCUACAGGCUUAACCUGCCGGAUUAUUAUAAAAUUAUCAAACAACCAAUGGAUAUGGGGACGAUAAAGAAACGUUUGGAAAAUAACUUUUACCAAAGUGCAAGCGAAUGCAUACAGGACUUCAACACGAUGUUUACUAACUGCUACAUCUACAACAAGCCGAUGGAUGACAUCGUGCUGAUGGCUCAGUCUUUAGAGAAGAUCUUUCUCCAGAAAGUGGCUCAGAUGCCUCAAGAGGAAGUCGAGCUUCCUCCACCAGCCCCUCGUAACAAAAACAGCAGGGGAAGAUCUCACAAAUCUCACAUUGUGUCCACUCUGUCUUUAGCCUCGCGGGCUCAGCAGGUGCCAGCAGUGUCCCAGUCAGCCUACUCUCCUUCCUCUUCUGACACGGGUGAUUCCAUGCUGGCCAACUCUCCUCAGACUGUUCUGACCAAAAGUCUGCCUCCAGCCAACAUCAUGGGCCUGCCUCCUACACAGCCCACAACCAAGAAGAAAGGUGUGAAACGUAAGGCAGACACCACCACCCCCUCCACCAUGGGCUUUUCUGUGGGCAUGUCAGGAGUGACACACAUGCCCCCCCACAUGGUGGGCUUGGGGAAAGGAGGUCACGGCGGCCAAGUCCACGACACCUCCAUGCACACGGUGUCUUCAAUGGGAGACAUGAGCAUGGAGACUCCACCUGGGAUGGGCCUGGUCCGGAGCUCCGGAGGUCCCGUCCUCCUCCAGCCCAUGAUGUCUGGCACGGGACGCAGGGUGGGCAGCGGACGCCCCAUCAAACCCCCCAACAAGGACUUGCCAGAUUCUGUUCAGCAUCAGCCUUCAAAGAAAGGCAAACUAAGUUCUCAGCUGAGGUACUGCAACGGGCUGCUGAAAGACAUGCUGUCGAAGAAACACGCCGGCUACGCCUGGCCUUUCUAUACGCCCGUGGAUGCAGCCUCACUGGGACUGCACGACUAUCACGACAUCAUCAAAUGUCCCAUGGACCUCGGCACCAUCAAGAGAAAGAUGGACUGUCGAGAGUACAGAGACGCUCAGCAGUUCGCCAGCGACGUCAGACUCAUGUUCUCCAACUGCUACAAGUACAAUCCUCCGGAUCACGAUGUGGUCGCGAUGGCACGGAAGCUGCAGGACGUUUUCGAGUUUCGUUUUGCCAAGAUGCCAGACGAGCCACUAGUGGAGCACACAGCCAUGUCCAUAAGUGGACAUCCAACAUCCUCUUCCUCAUCUUCCUCCUCCUCCUCCUCUUCGUCUUCCUCCACCUCCGAGAGCGAGCCCAGCAGCGAGAGCGAAGAGAGCGAGAGCAGUCCCAGCUCCGACAGCGAGGAGGAACGAGCCCACCGCCUGGCCGAGCUGCAGGACCAAGUGUGCACGCAACUGCGGGCUGUGCACGAGCAGCUGGCUGCGCUCUCCCAAGGCCCCAUCACCAAGCCGAAGAAGAAGAAAGAAAAAAAGGAGAAGAAGGAGAAGAAGAAAAAGAAGAAGGUGGAGAAGCGAAGUCGAGGUGUGAGGAGCAGAGCUGGCUCUGAGGAGUGGAAGAUGCCAGGCAAGAUGCUGAAGAGCAAGUCUGCCAAAGCAGGCGGCUCGCAGGCCAAGAGAGGACAAGUAAAGAAGAGCAACAAGACCAGCAAGACUGUAAAGAAGCCUUUCUAUCCGUCCCUGGCUCCCACCAUGCUUCCGCACUACGACUCUGAAGAGGAAGAGGAGAUCAUACCCAUGUCGUAUGACGAGAAGCGCCAGCUCAGCCUCGACAUCAACAAGCUACCCGGCGAGAAACUGGGCCGCGUGGUCCACAUCAUCCAGUCGAGGGAGCCCUCGCUGAGGGACACCAACCCCGAGGAGAUCGAGAUCGACUUUGAAACGCUGAAGCCGUCCACGCUGAAGGAGCUGGAGCGCUACGUCAUGACGUGCCUGAGGAAGAAGCCCCGCAAGCCUUACGCUGCAAGUAAAGGUGGUGUGGGCAUGUCUAAAGAGGAGCUGACUCUGGAGAAGAGGAGAGAGCUGGAGAGGAGGCUGCAGGACGUCAGCGGACAACUCAACUCUGUCAAGAAACCCGCAAAACCUAAAGUGGAGAAGCCCAGCGCUGAGGAGACGCACAGCCAGCCGUCACGUCUCAGCGGCAGCAGCUCCAGCUCAGACUCCUCCUCCUCCUCUUCCUCCUCCUCUUCAUCAGACAGCAGCGAUUCCGACUCCAGUUGAGAUCCUUCACUAAAGCCUACGAGACGAAGCACUCAGGGACCUGGGCGGGCCCAGAACUGGUUACACCCUGAAACCAUUCGACUAAAACACUUGAUGUGGAAUUUGUUACAAGCGAGAGACUAAAAGACGUAAAACC